AUAAAUACACUCAUACGUAGAAUUCAUACAAUGAAGUUAAUAGGCUCAAAAGUUUGUUAUCUUCGAAUACAAAUAUGACCUUAAAUACUAAAGGUUAAGUUGAAGAUAACGUCUAUUUGACUACUGGAUACAGUUUGUUAUAGAAUCGUGGAUGAAAUAAGCUGGUCAGUAACAGCUAGACGCUAUAGUGGACUUACCUGUCGCAUUAACGUCGCAGGCAUUAGACGAUUUCCACAAUGAGUUGCUUUUCCGGUGUGGCGAGGCUGUUGCUGGUUAUUAUCAACAUCGUGUUCAUGUUACUAGGUUUGGUGAUCACCGCGCUGGGCCUGGUACUGCGCUACGGGGAGGUCCUAUAUCGCCCCUUCCUCAAGGUGGGCAUCAACGAGCUACAGGAAGUGCUGGACAACACCAAGAUGGCGACCUUCAAGGUUGAGGAUAUAAACUUCGGGGAGGUGCUGGUCAGUCUCUCCAUCGGCCUCAUAAUCGGCGGACUGGUGCUGUUUAGUCUCUCAUUCCUUGGCUGCUGUGGCGCCUGCUGUAAAUUCGAAUUCUUUCUCUACUUAUACGCAAUCGUAAUAGGCGUGGCGUUCGUAGCAGAGGUUAUAGGAAUUGGGCUGUUGUACGGAAUGCCAUCGUUGGUCAAGGACAAGGCUAAAACGUCGAUGUCCAUGUACAAAGGCAUCGCUUCCUCUGAGGUGUAUAGUUUAGCUUGGAAUGUAAUUAUGAUACAGUUUCAGUGUUGUGGCGUCGACAGUUACCGCGAUUUCAAUGAGUCCAACGCCUGGGAGAAGCACCCGAUACCCAACAACCCCAGUCUGACGUUGCAGACCCCCAUCGCAUGCUGCAAAACGUUGCCGUCUGGGACGUUACAUUCGGACUUCAUGUGUGCAAUUCAAUAUAACAGUCUCACAAGCAAUGGAGAAAUGGGUUGCUAUGACGCAGUGUGGAAGGCCUCAUUCGGAAAUCCAGCCAUAGCCGUCCCUGUGUUACUUGUGUGUGCAUUAAUACAGAUAGUGUUUGUCCUGUCAGCGAUCAGUAUUAUAAGGGCGGAAAACAGAGGAGUAUCUCCUAUUUGAUCGUCAUUUCAACCAUCUUCUGUAAGGCGGGUGGUGAAGUAAACGUGUCAGUCAUACAAAUGGUCUGUACGGUGCUAUCAAACUGACUACGGAAAUCCAGGGAUCAAAUGAUGCCACGUUGUGUUCACAGCACUUGCUCAUAUUAACCAUGCAUAUCAGGCUAUGGUACUGUUUGAAAAAAAAAAGAUGUACACUGACUGUUAAUGGGCGAAGUACACAGUAUGCGUUGUGACGAGCAAUCCUUGAUGUGAUGAACAUAUAUGUAAUAUAUAUAUGUGACAAACGUGAUAUUAUCUCACUUUAUUAUGACCUUAACAGUUUAUAUGUACGACUUGUUUAAGACUAAGUUCUGAGGACAUUAUCAUUUACUAUGACUCCUCGUCUCCCUGUGAUCACAAGUGUAUUUAUAAUAUAGGCAUAAUAAUGCAAAAAAAUAACAAUGCAAGAUGCAAUGAACAUUCUUUACAAACAAAGGGCAUUGUAGAACUGCAUGGUAUUGUGACAUGAGCUUUUAUAUAAAACAAAUAUAAGCGUAUUAUGUUUAAGUAACUUUAUUCUUGAAUGCAAAUUAUUAACGGAACAAAAUGCAAAUUAUUAACGGAACAAAAUAUAUGCCAUAUCAUUACAGACAAAGCCAAACUAUUAACACAUUUAUUGACUAAUAGCUUCAAAUAAUGGGCGAUUGAUAUAAAUAAAUGUGUUCGAUCGUAAGAUAAAUUUGUUUCGUCCAUUUAAAUAAUUAUGAUUGUUCGAUCUCAUAAUACCGGUGUAUCAUUCAUUUUAUGCAUUAUGAUUUGUUUUGAAACGCAUAUACCUGGUUACUACUACUAGUAUAUGCGUAUGUGUUAUGUACCGCAUCGUUUAUUGUUGUUACUUACACUUUAUAAUGGAGGGACCGAACGGGGAGAUAAUAGAUUAUUUGCCAUUAAAGACAUAUUUGCUAUGAAUCAUACUUGAACAUCUUUAUCAAUUAAGUUGUUAUAAAAUUAUAUUUUCCUAUGAAAUGCAGUGUUGCAAGCCUUAAGACUGUUUAUUGCUUUGUUUCGGAUAGACAGUCUAAACGAGGCGUUACUAUACCUCAGUUAAAUAGGUGUGAUUAUUUCAUUUAUUGAACACGGUACGUACAUGUUUUGCUCUAACCUGUCUAUUUUAUCAAAUAGGUAGUCUAGAAGGCAUUCACAUCAGUACAUAAACAGGUCACUGCUAUAAAGAAAAGUAUGAUACACCGGUAUAAACUGUACAUUGUUCGACACAAAACUUAAAAAAUGUUGGAAUUAUAAAAACGUAUUAAGUUACAUUUUCUUCCUCGAGGUAUCGCCAUAAAUACUCUUUUGAACUAAAAGUUACUAUAACAAAUAUAAAAUUUACGAUUACAUUGAAACUAUCUAUAACAUAUAAAAUACGAAUUGAAAUUCUAAACUGUCAUUUAAAUUAUAAACUGGCAAAAUAUUAACUUCCACUUGUUUGUCCAUGGUAAAUUCUGACCCAUUUUUUAUAAACAGAAUGUAUAUAUUAAACUGUUAUUUUCAUAUAAGAUGUAUAAAAAUGUGAUAAACUGUUAUUGUUUCUGCUUAUGUUAAAGAUAUUUUUCUGUAUAUGCUGUUUUGUUUUAUGUAGUUUUGUUUUCAAAAUUGUUAUAAACGCGCUUACGUAUACAUAAAUUUAUUGCCAUUAA
This is a messenger RNA of Dreissena polymorpha, 2751 nucleotides long. RefSeq names its product tetraspanin-18-like. The record is from RefSeq and is a predicted model, not a curated record. Gene Ontology annotation, cellular component: membrane. The transcript has 10 exons. Bases 237 to 1076 code for a protein of 279 amino acids. Lineage: Eukaryota; Metazoa; Mollusca; Bivalvia; Myida; Dreissenidae.